Molecule: messenger RNA, 790 nt
Organism: Morone saxatilis (striped sea-bass)
Lineage: Eukaryota; Metazoa; Chordata; Actinopteri; Moronidae
Product: tRNA dimethylallyltransferase-like
Exons: 6
Coding region: 11-775 (254 amino acids)
Biological process (GO): tRNA modification
Cellular component (GO): mitochondrion
Molecular function (GO): tRNA dimethylallyltransferase activity
Source: RefSeq, a predicted model, not a curated record
CAUAGAUGACAUGCACGGCAGAAACAAACUGCCAGUCAUUGUAGGUGGAACAAACUACUACAUUGAGUCUCUGCUGUGGAAAGUCCUGCUGGAUACUGGGCAGAAGAACGAGGAGUCAGGGGACGGAGGCGAUGGGGCCCAAAAAAGGGAGUUGAAGCUGAAGAAACUAGAUGGAGCUGAGUUACAUAAACGACUGGUGGAGGUGGACCCUGAAAUGGCUGCCAUGUUGCACCCCAAUGACAAACGCAAGCUAGUCAGGAGUCUUCAAGUCCAUGAGCAGACAGGCGUCCCCCAUAGCCGCUGGCUGGAGGAGCAGAGGGGCCAGGAGGGAGGCAACGGGCUGGGGGGGCCGCUGAGGUACCCAGACCCAUGCAUCUUCUGGCUGCAAGCCGACAUGGACGCUCUCGACAGGCGGUUGGAUGCUCGUGUAGAUGAGAUGUUGUCUGCUGGACUGAUAGAGGAGCUCAGAGACUUCCAUGUGCGCUACAAUCAGCAGAGAGUCCAGGAUGACAGUCAGGACUAUCAACAUGGGAUUUUCCAGUCAAUCGGUUUUAAGGAGUUUCAUGACUUCCUGACCGCUCCUGAAAGCAGCACCAAGGAGGAGAAAGACACACUACGAGACAAAGGUAUAGAAGCUUUGAAGAUUGCUACCAAACGUUACGCACGCAAACAGAAUAAAUGGGUCAAAAACCGCUUCCUUAAAAGUAAGUACCCUUCAACCACUUCAUGCAGUAUGUGUUCCUGUGUUUUUGUCCUCCACAGUCCAGUUCUAUAGCAAUCAGCACUCUCU